Molecule: messenger RNA, 780 nt
Organism: Mytilinidion resinicola
Lineage: Eukaryota; Fungi; Ascomycota; Dothideomycetes; Mytilinidiales; Mytilinidiaceae
Product: CBP4-domain-containing protein
Exons: 3
Coding region: 193-498 (101 amino acids)
Biological process (GO): mitochondrial respiratory chain complex III assembly
Cellular component (GO): mitochondrial membrane
Source: RefSeq, a predicted model, not a curated record
UUCCAGCUUUCCUAGGUUCUUACAAUAUUAUCCCCUGUGCCGGAAUCUAACCAUCCGCGAACAUGGUGAACCCAAUGACCACCGUCAAGAUGGUCGCGUCGUAAGUCCCCAUGUGCAAUUCCAUUCAGUCGUCAUAGUGCUCUGCGAUCUUCUCUAUAGCCUUCCUCACUGACGUAUCCGAGUGGCGUGAUCAUGUGUAUUGGCGGUCCAGCAUUGGUGAUGUGGGUAACGCCGACAGAAGAAGAGCUAUUCCUGAGAUAUAACCCAGAGCUCCAGAAACGCUCGUUGGAGAACCGCCGGGAGAAGCAGGAAGAUUUUGACCAGUUCGUCACCAAUCUGAAAGAAUACUCCAAGUCAGACAAGCCUAUCUGGACAGUGCAAAAAGAGGCAGAUGAGCAAAACCGCCGGAAUGCCGCUGCGAAGUUGAGGACCGACCAGAGCGAACUCGCUGCUGAAGUGGAGAGAAGGCGCCAGGAGAUUAGAUCCAGCACUUCAUGAUUCAUGCUGAAAUGAUUGCUUGUGUAUCAUAGUUUGUAUCAUAAACUUCGUCUUUUCCAUUAUGAGGUACAGUGCCUCGCCAUAAGUCGGGGCACACUCGCUCGCCACUGUUUGAGGUGCUUCAGCACAUUCUAAAACUUCCGAUGAUGAUUAAAGGGUUUGAGAACUUGAAUCAGAGAGGUUUUCACGCUUACAGUCGGCCUACUUGGCCGCUGUUUGUGGUGCUUCAGUACAUCAUACUUCUGUAACAGGUCAAAAGACAACGUGCCCAAACUUGGGUCC